Messenger RNA from Prorocentrum cordatum, 5334 nucleotides. NCBI's taxonomy places the organism in Eukaryota, Dinophyceae, Prorocentrales, Prorocentraceae. The record is from the annotation of a GenBank genome assembly.
AUGGAUGUCGACAUUGAGUUACCCGACGCAGACACGGCCUUGGUGUGCGGCGAGGAGCCGAUGAUGCCCACCGACAAGCGUCUCGGCGGCAGAGACCAAUAUCAUCGGGCCCCCUCAUGUCUCUUGCGUGACCACGACACGCUCGACGGCCGCGUGAAGUUGGAGAAUCCCGACAGCGUCAAGGCGGAGGGUCAUGAGUGUCAGGAGGAGGCGACCGCAGGAACCGAGGCCAGCAUGGAGCAGGAGGAUCACGGCACUGGGGGGGAUGAACGGCAGAGGUUGUAUCGGCAGGCCGCCGUGGAGCUCUACACCAAGCUUGCCAAAAUGUUGAGCCGCACGUCAGUUGUUCCACCGCCUUUACCAGACGCAGAGCCUGAGAAUGCCACGGCCGAAGCAGUCGAGGCCCCACCAGAGGGCCAAGGCGAUGGGGAAGCUGCCGAAGGAGAUGAGGAUGCAGGAGGAGCACCCGAAGGAGAGGUCGGCGCUGUCGACGACGGCGGGGACGUGGAGAAAGACUUGGAGCUGAUUCGGGAGAAGGGGGUCAGCCCCUUAUCCAUGGGGGCCCCAUGGCCGACAGGUUCACACCUUGGGGCGGCCUGCAGGAUCAAGAAGACGAUCAACUCGUACGUCGACGCGCUAGGUGACCCCAAGUGGUUCGAAGAGCUCAUUCUUGGAACGGUCCACGCCUUGCACAGGCGCUACCAGAAGCACAAGCCCAGCAUAAUUGGGAAGUGCUCUUUUGAGGUGCAAUUGGCUUACACUCAGGUGGACAAUCGGCUUGCUGCGUUGAUUACCCUGCACAAAACCAUUAAAUCAUGGAUUGAGGCCCAAGUGGAUAUGCUCUUGCAGGAGACGCUGGCGCCGUUCUCCGUCAUGGUCUCCUACUUCCUCCACUCGGACAGCGCCAUGUCGGAGGAACUCAACAUCAUCUUGACCUAUGCCACGUUCCAGGGGAUGUCGCUCAAGCUGGAGUCGGUCGCGCACGCGAUCGAGACAUUCGACGUUAGCAUUCUCACCCACAUCAGCGAGCUCGCGAAGGCCAAGCCCGAGGAGCCAGCUCCAGAAGCCACGCCAGCUGUAAAGGCUGAGGAGGGGAGCACGGCCACGGCCAGCGCUGGCACGGGCACCAAAAGGGGGAAGACCGCUAAGGAGUCGAUCAAGCGAGCUGGGGAGGAGCUCAAGCAGCGAGCCGCCAUUGGCCAGACCCCGAUCUAUCACCUCUCCGUCAUGGUGUCGGAGGCUGUUCGGACAUGGAUCACCGAGCUUCCCGAGUGGUGGAUCAAGGACGAGUUGAAGGCCUACGACCUCGUAGUCGAGAUCGAAGUGAUCGUUAAGCAAUGGGGCGCCAAGGAGAGGAACAUGCGGACCGACCUGGAGGACGACACGUUUUCAGAGGUGCUCAGGAGCUUCGCUGUCAUCGCGAAGUGCGCUCACCACACGGAGUCCGCCAGGCCUUCCUCGAGCGACGCGCGGCACGCCAGGAGGGUGAUCCUCGACCAGGUUCGGCAGCCGAGCUCUCCUGCGUCGGAGCUCGCGCGCACGCUGCAGGCAUACCCAGUGGGCAAGGCGAUGAUGGAGGCCAGCCGCCUGCACGUGGCUCAGAGCAUCGAGGACGACGCGGCGACGGGAAAGUUCGAGGCCUCGUCGAAGCGUUUCGAGAGCCACUUCGCGGAGUGCUUUGACGAUUUGCCGCAGUGGAUCGCCAGGAUGCGCCGCAUCUCUGUCGAGGAUGGCUUCGGCUUCAUCGACGACCUCUUCAAGAACAUGUGCCCUUUCUUCGCGAGCGCGCACGGUGCCAUACAGAAGUGGUCCGCGGCGUCGGUGCACUCGAACCUCGACUACAUGGCGAGCAACCUGUCGAACUCAAUGGACCUCAUCAGGAUCGGCAGGUACAUGCUCAUCGACAUAUGGGGCGAGCUCGUUCUGCCUAUAAUGCCGACGCUCAGCGACGCGCUACUAGCGCGCACUAACGGGUACGAUAUUCAGGGGUGUGAUGAUGGGCACCCUUUGAUGGAUAUGGAUCAGAAGUCCGAGCACGAUGAGGCCAUCAUGGAGGUGAAGGCAUCACACGAUAAGACCAUCGAGCACUUCUCCGCGACGGCGGUCCUCGUCAAGGAAAGCAUCACCAGCUUCGGCAACACCCUGACGGACAUCAACACCAGGUGGGAGAACGCCAAGGUGGCCUUACUCGGUCGCGUGGGCGAGGUUAUCUACGAUAAGUUGCCUGAGGAGUUCGUCUCUAACCCAGUCAAGCUUCAGGGCUCCAUCGGGCGUGCCACUGACCUGCUGAAGGAGAUGCUCACAUUCAUGGAGUACUGCGUGAAACUUGCGGAUAUGAAGGCACAUGUCAUGCAGAUCGCUGAGCAGCAGGAGGAGUUCACGAACACUGUGGUCAAGUUUGCGGGCAUGUUGAACUGGAUGAAUCGGGAGAUCUUCGAGUUCGAUGCCGACAGCUUGGCCACCGAUCAGUGCCGCGUCCUGAAGGUGAGCGAUGUCUUCAGGCAGUUCGUCAACGACGUAGGCACGCCCAUCUACACCGACGCCGCCGACAACUUUGUCAAUGGCCUGCUCGCGGAGAUCGCCCCCAAGCUCAGCUUCGGACUCGGCGAGGUCAGCGAGAGCGUCGUGCGAGAGAUCGCCCAGGAGCAGGCUUUCGCCAGGCUGGUCACUGACGCCGACAUCACUGCCGUCCUGCUGCCAGGCGUUGUAUGGGCUGACGGCUCUCAGAUCGACGAUGCAGCUGUAGAGGCGGUUCCGUACAACAAGGCGUUCUCAGACUUGGUGUCAUUCAUGCAGGCAGGUUCCAUUAGCGACAUCUUGAUCCCAGGCGCCUCUAAAGACGGCCUCGAGGCUCGCAUGCCAGUGGAUCUUGCGAAGCUGUACUUGGACAUCGUGACGCAGGUGAAGGACUUGGUGGGGAUCGCAGCGCAGCUGCACUCGAACCUCUACAUGGACCAGAAGGCGAGCGAGGAGGACAUGUUCGGCAAGUUCACCCAUGCGCAGCGCAUGAUGGGGAGGGCGCUGGCACGCAUGGACAAGCUCCUGAGCUCGAAGGAGGUCCACGAGUUCGAGAAGCAGGGCUGGGCGCUGACCGUCACCCCUCAGAGCGCGAGGCAGUGGAUCAGCGCGCUCGCAGUCUACUCGUGCAGCUUCGGCUUCAUCGACGACCUCUUCAAGAACAUGUGCCCUUUCUUCGCGAGCGCGCACGGUGCCAUACAGAAGUGGUCCGCGGCGUCGGUGCACUCGAACCUCGACUACAUGGCGAGCAACCUGUCGAACUCAAUGGACCUCAUCAGGAUCGGCAGGUACAUGCUCAUCGACAUAUGGGGCGAGCUCGUUCUGCCUAUAAUGCCGACGCUCAGCGACGCGCUACUAGCGCGCACUAACGGGUACGAUAUUCAGGGGUGUGAUGAUGGGCACCCUUUGAUGGAUAUGGAUCAGAAGUCCGAGCACGAUGAGGCCAUCAUGGAGGUGAAGGCAUCACACGAUAAGACCAUCGAGCACUUCUCCGCGACGGCGGUCCUCGUCAAGGAAAGCAUCACCAGCUUCGGCAACACCCUGACGGACAUCAACACCAGGUGGGAGAACGCCAAGGUGGCCUUACUCGGUCGCGUGGGCGAGGUUAUCUACGAUAAGUUGCCUGAGGAGUUCGUCUCUAACCCAGUCAAGCUUCAGGGCUCCAUCGGGCGUGCCACUGACCUGCUGAAGGAGAUGCUCACAUUCAUGGAGUACUGCGUGAAACUUGCGGAUAUGAAGGCACAUGUCAUGCAGAUCGCUGAGCAGCAGGAGGAGUUCACGAACACUGUGGUCAAGUUUGCGGGCAUGUUGAACUGGAUGAAUCGGGAGAUCUUCGAGUUCGAUGCCGACAGCUUGGCCACCGAUCAGUGCCGCGUCCUGAAGGUGAGCGAUGUCUUCAGGCAGUUCGUCAACGACGUAGGCACGCCCAUCUACACCGACGCCGCCGACAACUUUGUCAAUGGCCUGCUCGCGGAGAUCGCCCCCAAGCUCAGCUUCGGACUCGGCGAGGUCAGCGAGAGCGUCGUGCGAGAGAUCGCCCAGGAGCAGGCUUUCGCCAGGCUGGUCACUGACGCCGACAUCACUGCCGUCCUGCUGCCAGGCGUUGUAUGGGCUGACGGCUCUCAGAUCGACGAUGCAGCUGUAGAGGCGGUUCCGUACAACAAGGCGUUCUCAGACUUGGUGUCAUUCAUGCAGGCAGGUUCCAUUAGCGACAUCUUGAUCCCAGGCGCCUCUAAAGACGGCCUCGAGGCUCGCAUGCCAGUGGAUCUUGCGAAGCUGUACUUGGACAUCGUGACGCAGGUGAAGGACUUGGUGGGGAUCGCAGCGCAGCUGCACUCGAACCUCUACAUGGACCAGAAGGCGAGCGAGGAGGACAUGUUCGGCAAGUUCACCCAUGCGCAGCGCAUGAUGGGGAGGGCGCUGGCACGCAUGGACAAGCUCCUGAGCUCGAAGGAGGUCCACGAGUUCGAGAAGCAGGGCUGGGCGCUGACCGUCACCCCUCAGAGCGCGAGGCAGUGGAUCAGCGCGCUCGCAGUCUACUCGUGCAGCUGCCGCAACCAGCUGUUCAAGAACUUGGAGGCGGUCCUCCAGUGCCACUCCAAGGCGUGCAAAGGGAUACUUCCAGAGCUCGACGCGGCGGUCGACUCGAGCGGACGCUUCAACGAGAAGCUCGGCCUCAAGCUGUUCAACAACCAGCAGGGCGUGGUGAACGCCUACAACAAGGUGCAUAAGAGCAUGUCACACCUGGUCAGGGCGGGCAAGCUCCUGGAGUUGGUGCCUACCGUGGCCGAGCACGACCUGACGGCGGAGGCCGUCGCGACGGGCGUCACGUGCAUGGCCAUCGGCCUUGCAAAGGGGCGCUCUGCGCCACCUGGGGCGAAGGCGAACCAGGUCGUGGCGAUGACCCGCGGCGUGCAGAUGCUGGAGGAUCUCAAGACCUCCCCGACGGGCCCUGCGAGGGCCGCGGCGUUCCUGGAGCGCUACAAGACGGACAAGGCGAAGGACGUGCCCACGUGCUUCUGGGCGGAGUUCGAGGCGAUCUCGGCAGAGGAUCGUGGCGCGCCAGCCGCGGUCGGCGCCGAGGCUCCGCCUGCCGCCGAUGGCUCCAGCGGCUGCUGUGGAGGGGCGGCGCGCGCGGCCAGCGGCAGCCAGUGCUACACGCCCCAGCCAAAGGGCACGGGGCCGCCGAGCCAGGGCACGGCGACCAAGACCAAGCAGGAGCAGCACGACAGCGGCGGGGCGUCGAGCUCAGCCGCGGGCGCCAAGCGUGGCGCGCCAAGCUCCAGGCCAGCUGGCCUGAAGCGCGCGAAGCGCUAG